GCAACCAGCCUUCUCUAACUCUAACACUUAUUAUCCCUUGCCUUGAUACCAAAUCCUCACCCACAAUUGUCCUAAUUGUGGACGCCGUUUCUUUAAUCGUCAGACUAACAAUGAUUCUAUACAGAACUACGACUCUAGGUCACGAUUGCCAAAUCUGAUAUCGCCGAUUAGUAAUUUCGAAUUCAACAAUCGCAUCCGAACAAAAUGAAGGCUACCGUUCUGAACAUGGCCAUUGCGGCCUCCCUCGCCGCUGGCGCUAACGCUCAGCCUCACCACCACGGUCAUCACCAUCAUAAGAAGAAUGUUGACAAGCGCGAUGUUGAGACCACCUACGUUCCUGCUACCGUUACUCAGUACAUGUUGGGCAGUGAUGAAGUGAGCGCCGAUGAAGCUAAGGCUGGUCUGGAUAAGGGUCUCUACAUCGUCGUUGGCGAGACUACCCCUACCUUCACACCCCCUCCCAAGCCCGUGGUUACCAGCUCCUCCUCCAAGGAAGAUGCUGUCUUCAUCCAGAAGGUCACUUCUACUUCCUCCUCAUCUUCCGCUUACCCUACUACUACCAGCAGCACCACUUCGUCCGCCGCUGCCUCGUCCUCCAGCGCCAGCUCAGGUUACAGCACUGGCGCAACUGGUGUUGACGCCGAAUUCCCAAGCGGCAAAGUCAAGUGCACCGACUUCCCUGAGGCCUACGGCGCCGUUCCUCUGAAUUACCUUGGUCUUGGAGGUUGGACCGGUCUUCAGUUCACCCCUGACUACAAGAUCGGCGAUCUCUCGAUCAGCUAUAUCAUCAACGGUGUGAAGGGCAUGGCCCAGCAGGCCGGCUUUUACUCCUACGCCUGCCCUGAUGGAUAUGUCAAGACCCAGUGGCCUGAGGCUCAGGGAAGCACCAAGCAAUCCGUUGGUGGUCUUCAGUGCAACUCAGACGGCUACCUCGAGCUCAGCCGCCCUACUUCCAAGACUCUUUGUGAGCCCGGUGUUGCUGGUAUUACCAUCAAGAACGAUAUGGCCAAGAACGUCGCCAUCUGCCGUACUGACUACCCUGGUAUCGAGGCUAUGGUUAUCCCCGUCGACUCUCAGCCUGGUACUACCCGUAACCUAGCUAACGUCGAAUCCGCCGGUUACUACCACUGGACUGGACUGUCUACCACCCUCCAGUACUAUGUCAACCAGCCUGGUGUCUCGACUGAGGACGGAUGUGUCUGGGACUGUGCUAGCAACCACGAUGAGUGCGGUAACUGGGCUCCUACCAUUCUCGGCGUUGGCAAGGCUGCGGAUGGAAACACUUACAUCUCUCUCUUCCCCAACACGCCUACUAGCAGCGCCAAGCCAAGGAUGAACAUCAACAUCACUGGUGACGUCAGCAUACCAUGCUACUUCCAAGAUGGCGCGUACGCCGUUGGCAACAGUGGCUGCACCACAACUAUCCCGUCCGGUGGAAAGGCCGUCAUCCACUUCACCUCGGCUUAAAUAAUGAAGUUCGUAGUUAUUUUCGGUCAUGCUGGGGUUAUGGGUUUCUAUAUUGCUUUCUAAUGGAUACCUCUUGCCAUCUUUCGCCUCA
This is a messenger RNA of Annulohypoxylon maeteangense, 1558 nucleotides long. Its product is annotated as SUN-domain-containing protein. Bases 205 to 1467 code for a protein of 420 amino acids. Gene Ontology annotation, biological process: fungal-type cell wall organization. The record is from RefSeq and is a predicted model, not a curated record. NCBI's taxonomy places the organism in Eukaryota, Fungi, Ascomycota, Sordariomycetes, Xylariales, Hypoxylaceae. The transcript is spliced from 2 exons. Gene Ontology annotation, cellular component: cell surface; fungal-type cell wall.